Messenger RNA from Salpingoeca rosetta, 988 nucleotides. RefSeq lists its product as uncharacterized. NCBI's taxonomy places the organism in Eukaryota, Choanoflagellata, Craspedida, Salpingoecidae. The coding region runs from base 19 to 765 and encodes 248 amino acids. The record is from RefSeq and is a predicted model, not a curated record. The transcript has 3 exons.
CACAAAAAGUAGACCAAUAUGGCUGCUGACGGUAGCAGCAACAGCGGCACUGCGGCAGGUGUGCCAGCUGCGUCCCCCGCGACACCCAGAACACCCACGACACCGCUGCUGCGUCAGGGCUCGUCCACGACCCGUGUGUCCAACUCGCUGUUGGGAAAGAUACACAGUGCUAUGUACUACCAGAACUGGUCGCUGAUCAUCUCCGCGCUCUCGCUGCUGGCCUCCGUCGUCUACUUCUACAAUGCGCUCGCUCUGAUGAAGUCUGGCUCAGAGGCAAGCCUCUUCAACGACAUCCUCUCCGAAUACUCCAGCCCGCAAAUGCUCGACAGUCUUCGGACACUACGGCGCUUCUACGACACGCACCAAGAUGACUACGCGGCGGUGUUUAUUGAGGAGUACAAGCACAACUCGGACCAGGCGUGGGAGCUGGAGCAUGCACGCAGGCGUGUGGAGGCGUGGUACUCCAAAGUGAUGCACUUCCACCAGUUUGACCUGCUGCACGACAAAUAUCUGUCGGUGUUCCCUGGGCGGAGACGGGCCAUUGCGUUCCUGCAGCUGGUGGAGCCACUGUCCGAGGCCCUCUCGCGCUUCCACGAGGCAGACAGGCCGGGCGUGUUUGCAUAUGUGCGCAAACUCUACCACCUCACAGACAAGGACACUGCGCGCUCCUUCCCAAAGGUGCAGCAGAACUACAAAGACAAUCACAGCGGUGGCGACGGCAGCAGCAGCACGCAACCUGCGGCAGCAAGCAAGGAUGAGCUGUAAGCAAGGCGGCCGCGUCACGUGCCAGUCAUUGCAUGUACGAGUGUAUGCACGCUGUCAUCUUGUGGCGAUGCAUUCUUGCUCUUCUUCGAUGGGCAUGUCUUAAGCGGGUGCCAUUGUGUACUGCGUGCACCAUGCGAUUGCGAACCCGCGCGCUGUUAUAGCGUCGUGCGUGUUGUCGCGUCGUGCGUGUUGUCUCUCCCAUCAUAAACAACCCUCCAGUGAA